GUUCAGCGACUUUGGACCAGAUCAGACCAAACCCUCGGCAAAUAUCGUCGUCGAGCGAAUAACAACAUAUCAGACAAGCGGACGACAUGUACCAAUCGACCUCUUCGUCCACAGCCCGACUGGCUACACAAGCCUUGUCGGCGAGAUCCCGGACGUACGCGACGUCUCCCUGGGCAUCUCAACAGCCGGUCAAGGGGAAACGCAAGAUCGUCCUCGUCGGUGCCGGGUUUGUCGGAUCGUACAUCGCCAAAGCUCUCGUAGCGGACCCGAGGAACCAAGUCGUCCUCGCUUCUCGUAACCCCGAGCCUCUAUAUAACAAACUCAAAUCACUCGGAUCCUCUAUCCUCCCCCCGGUCUCUCUGGACAUAACCAAACCUUCCACCCUCAACCCCGCUUUCGAAGGAGCCAGCGCGAUCGUCUCCCUCGUCGGGAUCCUCACCGGUACACCGGAAGAAUUCAAGAAGCUCCAAGCUGAGGGAGGAGAGAAUGUAGCCAGGGCGGCCAAGGAAGCUGGGGUGAGGAGGGUUGUGGUGGUCAGUGCGCUUGGGAUCGAGAAGGGUGGGACGCCUUACGCCGAGACCAAGUUGGAGAUGGAACAAUCGUUCAAGACGCAUCAUCCGACAUCGACCAUCAUCCGGCCCUCUCUCGUCUUUGGACCUGGGGAUAGUUUCUUCACGCGCUUCGCAACCCUAGCCAAUUACCUACCCCUCCUCCCCCUCUUUGGAGGCGGCACGAGCAAGUUUCAACCGAUCUACGUGGGUGAUCUCGCCAAGGCCGUCGAGGUAGCGACUAGGGACGAGACUUGUGAGGGCGGAAAGGCGUUGAUGGGCGAUAUCGAGGGCAAGACAUUACAGGGUGGAGGACCUGAUGUGUUCACCUACAAACAGCUCAUGCAGCUCACCCUCCGCUAUACGGACCUGGUCAACCGAAGACUCCUCCUACCUAUCCCGUUCUGGAUCGGAAUGAUCCAAGCGUUCUUCCUCGAAAAGCUGCCUCUCCCCGAAGUCCUGAAGCUCACAAGGGACCAGGUGAAACAGUUGAAGAACGACAACAAGGAAGAGCUCGCCAGCGAUGCAAGCUCAAGCGGGAUCCAGAACGUGGACCAGCUACUGAAGACGUACCCCGCGGCGGCAUUCGGGACGGAACCUCCUCAAGGCCUCAAGAGCGUUUACGAUAUCCUGCCCAUGUACAUCCGACCUAGAGGAGCAGAGGAUGAAGCGCCGCCUGUCAGUGGGAAGAGACGGCAUGGAAGGGAUUAUGUGGGUGGGGCGAGGGGAGAGGCGGCGGUCAGGAAGAUGACCGAGAAGAGUGGCGCUCCCAAGUUGUAGAAACCGAGUUGAGUCGGAAUGAACCUUGUAAAGCAUGUAGCAAUGGUAAUGAACCUAGAAUGUAUUUGAUCGUUUGAUAUAUUAGCUAGAUUCCUCGGACCUCGAGGCGCCACAUACAUUAUCGUGACAGAGACACUAGCGACUCGGCAUCUCCAGUCAUGCGCUCUUCUCCGCCAGAAUCGCUUCAUACAACCCAACCCUAUUCAACGCAGGAUCCACAAGAUCUUCAGGUAUCGAACUUGGCAGUUGCUAUCGUCUACAUUCAAUUGCACUCAGCAUGAUCGCACUGCUUUCCGGCCGAAGGCGGCGCUAUACACGACACUACCAAUGACCAAAU
Molecule: messenger RNA, 1665 nt
Organism: Filobasidium floriforme
Lineage: Eukaryota; Fungi; Basidiomycota; Tremellomycetes; Filobasidiales; Filobasidiaceae
Exons: 7
Coding region: 87-1328 (413 amino acids)
Cellular component (GO): mitochondrion
Molecular function (GO): protein-containing complex binding
Source: RefSeq, a predicted model, not a curated record